This is a messenger RNA of Chondrus crispus (carragheen), 2130 nucleotides long. RefSeq lists its product as hypothetical. Bases 1 to 2055 code for a protein of 684 amino acids. The transcript has 2 exons. The record is from RefSeq and is a predicted model, not a curated record. Lineage: Eukaryota; Rhodophyta; Florideophyceae; Gigartinales; Gigartinaceae. Gene Ontology annotation, molecular function: syntaxin binding. Gene Ontology annotation, biological process: intracellular protein transport; endoplasmic reticulum to Golgi vesicle-mediated transport. Gene Ontology annotation, cellular component: Golgi membrane; cytosol.
AUGUAUUCCCUCAUCCCCUCAGACGCUUCUGGCGCCCGUCUCUCCGUUCAGGAGCGCCAGCGCGCCGUCCUGGAGCAGAUGCUCUCGGCCUGCGCCUCCACCUCCGACGUGACCGACGACGGAUCCGACGUGUGGAAGGUCCUCAUCUACGACGCGGCCGCGCGCGAAAUCAUCGCCCCUCUGCUCCGCGUCGCUGAUCUGCGAGCGCGCGGCGUCACGCUGCACAUGAUGCUCCACUCGGCCCGCCACGCCAUCCCGGACGUCCCGGCCGUGUACCUCGUCGCCCCCACGGAAGAGAAUGUGCGCCGCAUUUGCGCAGACUCGGCAAAGGGCAUGUACGCCAGCCUCUGGGUUAACUUCACCACACGCGUGUCGAGGGAGCUGCUCGAGACCCUCGCGGAGGGCGUCGCCGCCGCCCCGGUCGCGCGUCAGACUAACUCCCUGGUUGCUGCCCCGGGCGCUAUCGCGAGGGUCUACGACAUGUACGCAGACUUUUUAACCUUGGAGGAUAACCUGUUUUCCCUCAAUUUGCCCGGCUUGUACACCGGGCUCACCGCGACUAAUGUCUCUAAUGCCGACGUCGAGGCCUGCGUGAAUACCAUCGUCGACAAACUCUUUUGCGCUAUAGUCACGCUUGCGGCGGUUCCUGUCAUCCGCGCUCAACGAGGCGGCCCUGCGCAGCUCGUGGCCACACUGCUGGAAAGGAGGAUCAGGGAGCACUUAAUCGCUAGCAACAACAUCUUCUCAGAGUCGGGCGGCUCCUUUUCAGCAACGGCUGUCACGAGGCCUUUGCUCGUCAUCGUAGAUCGCAGCAUCGACCUUUCCGUUAUGCUACAUCAUACAUGGACAUAUCAGGCUCUCGCACAUGAUACACUGGGACUUAAGCUUAAUCGCGUCACGGUACCGGUUAAAGAUGCAGCCGGGGCGAUGCCUGGGAUGCCACCGCCGAUGAAGAAGCGAGUGUUUGAUUUGGAUAAGAGCGAUUUCUUCUGGGCAGAGAAUGCCGGCUUGCCAUUUCCGAAGGUUGCCGAGGCUGUCGAGACGUCCUUGCAGCGGUAUAAAGAAGAGGUGGCGGACCUAAAUCGGACGGCAGGGACUGUUGGUGAGAAUGCCAUCGACCCCAUGACUGCUGAUGUCAAAGAUGAGAACACAGCAAAUAAGCUCGCGGCGGCUAUUUCCAGCAUUCCGGAGUUAACGAAGAAGAAGCGCAUGAUUGAUUUGCAUACAAACAUUGCGACGGCGCUACUAGACCAGAUCAAGGACCGCGGACUUGAUGGAUAUUUCCAGGUUGAGGAAGAGCUGCUGACGAGACCUGGCACGUUUGACGUAGGGCGCGUGUUGGCGUUGCUGAGGGAUGCGAGGGGUACGCCAACAGAUAAGCUCCGAGUCUUCCUCAUAUUUUAUUUAUGUGUGGAUAGUGCCACUGACGCAGAGUUAUCGCGCUGCACAGCUGCCCUGCAAGCGGCUGGGUGCACAGAUUUGAGGGCAUACAGCUAUCUGAAAAGCAUUCGGGCCUUCACAAAGAGUAUUUCGAGCGUGCCAGCAGCCCCGCUUACGACCUCAUCCAGUAUUGGGAGCGGGUAUGCAGCAUCUGUGCUGGACACUCUGUCUCAGGUCGCAAACAAUGUGAAUAAGUUGAUCAUUUCCGCAGACAAAGCGCUCGCGGCAGCUCGAGUCGUACAAACUCUAAUGGAGCAGAAGGGUGACACAGAAAUUUUAGAAGGAUACUUGACAUUAGAUCCAAAGGCUCCAAAGGGUAGCGUGGGACACGCAGGGAAGCCAGCGAAGGAGGCUAUCUUAUUCGUUGUGGGGCCCGGCAAUUACAUUGAGUAUCAAAACUGUCAAGAUCACGUUUGCUCGGUAGUGAAACAAGACGGCAAGAAUUCGACACUCGUACCCAAUGGCAAAACGUUGAUAUACGGAGCUACAGAGCUCUGCACGGGUGCAGAGUUUUUGCAACAACUACACGCGAACGGAGGCCCAAAACCAUCUCCUCCUGUUAAUGGGACUGGAGGCUCGGGCGCCCUAGAUAGAUCUAACUCGACAAAAUUGUAAACUGCACGACACAGCUAUCGGGCUGGAUGCGAAAGGCCUGCUCCAUAAUGUGAAACGGGUGAGGCGCAUGUGUCC